CGUCUCCGCCGCAACGGGCUUCCUUGUUGCACCACCUGCACCCACCGCCCUUGGAAUCCAAAUCCAACCCGCUAUAUCGGACUAGGAAACAGCCUCGCAACGCGUCGCGAGAGUGCGGCAUAGACAACCUUUGACAAGAUAGAGAGCCGUUGACCAACCUAGUUUUAACUUUUCCUUCCUGCUUCCUCUUCGUCUUUACUCUUUCCAGCCACCUGGGCCAGCAACGCGGGCAACCACUCAGCAGGCGCACCUUCGCGAACCAGACGUGUCGUGUGGCCUUGCUGCUCUGCGAGUCACUCCCGCACGCUCGAGGAGCAACCCCCUGGCAACGUACCCCCGCCAACGCCGGCUAGCGUAGCAGAGAGCGGCUUCCAAGGUCUGGCACGUCUUGCCCCGUGCUGGCGUCGGCCCCCACCCAAGGCACGUCUCUCGCAGCUCACUUACUCCACCGUGGCCAAACAUCCUGCAAAAACAAAAGCUCCCGCCUCACAUCAUCAUCCUCCAACCUCCAAUCCUCUACCACCUCUCCCCUCGAGCUUUCUCUUCUUGCGUCGCCUGUGCACUUCCAGAGAUCAUCAAUUGGGACAUCCGGCCUGUCCACCAUCUGCGCAUCCUCGACUUCUCGCCCUACGUCCCGUCGCGUCCUCUCGCCAGCCAGCAGCAUCUUCGACCAGCAGCACCAGACUCGAGGCGGGUGACUUGUUGGCCGAAAUCCCAGCGGGCCUCACCUCGCAUACCAAGCACCGAGACAUAUCAUCUCGGGUCUUUCCCGUGCACUGCUAGCCAGUCCAUCUACCGCCGAGCGUGUAUUUGAUUCCUUCGUUUCCACAUACCCAAUAUUCCGUCAUGGGUCCACGCACUACUCGAGGCCGUCUGGUCUCGAACGAGAACGACGAGAACGCGAGCUCAUCGCGCGUGACCAGGGCCAAGGCCGCCGCACUCAACGUCGACGAGCUUGCCCUCCCCGCUAAAGCCAUGCAGUCUAAGCGUGUUGCCGCCACCACGCAGGGCACCGCCCGCACGCGUGCCGCCCUCGGCGACGUCAGCAAUGUCACAAAGGUGGAGGUUCAUGAGGGCAAGAAGGUCGCCGGCAAGGCUGGCCUCGUCUCCAAGGCUGCCCAGCCGAGCGGCAUCCAGAAGGCCACGACCCGCACAACCGCCGGACGCACCGCCCUCUCGUCAAAACAGGCGAACCAGAAGGUCGAGACCAAGCGCUCUGGACCUGGCGCCAUCCCCGCGCAAAAACGAAAGGUGUCGCAGCCACAGGCGAACUCAAUCACAGUCAAGGAAGAGGCUCCUGUUGAGAGUGAGCCUGUCCGCAAGAAGGUGUCGGCUCCAGAGCCGGUCAAGGCCAAGCCAGCCAAGAAGGAGCCUGAGCCCGAGGUCCAGGAGGCCAAGCCCUAUGUGCGACCCGAUCCUCGCGAAGAGGUGGCUCGCAACCUCCCGCCUGGCGUGCACAACCUGGAGAACGACGACUUUGAGGACCCCCUCAUGGUGGCCGAAUACGCUAAUGAAAUCUUCGACUACAUGCUCGACCUCGAGACGCGUUCGAUGCCCAACCCUGACUACAUGUCGCACCAGGACGAUCUGGAGUGGAAGACGCGUGGAAUCCUAGUGGACUGGCUGAUUGAGGUGCACACGCGGUUCCACCUUGUGCCCGAGACUCUGUUCCUGGCUGUCAACAUUGUCGACCGCUUCCUGUCUGAGAAGGUCGUACCGCUUGAUCGUCUUCAGCUGGUGGGCAUCACGGCCAUGUUCAUUGCUUCGAAGUACGAGGAGGUUAUGUCUCCCCAUGUUACCAACUUCCGCCAUGUUACGGACGAUGGCUUUAGCGAAUCCGAGAUCCUCAGCGCCGAGCGGUACAUCCUUCAGACGCUCAAGUACGACCUCAGCUACCCCAACCCUAUGAACUUCCUCCGACGCAUUUCCAAGGCAGACAACUAUGAUGUCAACAGCCGGACAGUUGGAAAGUAUCUCAUGGAGAUUAGCCUUCUCGAUCAUCGCCUAAUGCAGUACCGCCCGAGCCACAUUGCUGCUGCCGCCAUGGCGCUCUCUCGCAUUAUCCUGGACCGUGGCGAGUGGGACGAGACACUGGCCCACUACUCGGGCUACACCGAUGAGGAGGUUGAACCUGUCGUCCAGUUGAUGGUCGAUUACCUGUCUCGCCCUAUCAUUCACGAGGCGUUCUUCAAGAAGUAUGCGAGCAAGAGGUUCCUGAAGACUUCCCUUCACGCCCGCAACUGGACUGAACGGAAUGGCCACCUUUUUGGCAUCACCGUGACGGACAUCAGUCUCGAUCAACUUGAGUAGGAUGUAGCUCCCACUCAAUUUGUGACGUCGGCACCAUCUCGCGCGUCCCCAACGCCACUCCCUCGACCGGAACGUCAAUCUAUAUAGAUUGAAUGGCAUGUUUUACGAAACUUGAGCCUUCUUCACCCUCAGGAUACCCAUAACAGUUGGAUGUCUGUUUUCGGCGGCAUCACGCGGCAUCACAUCACCAAUCGCAUACCACCUCAUGUUUACCAACCCGCGACGUGGCCCACCGACGCGCCUUUCCCUGACUUGGACUUGGAGGCCUUGUUACAAGUCCGGAGGGGCGUGGGCGGAUGUGCUGGUGGCCGGUGCGUCUAAUCUGGCAUGGGGUCGUCUGGUCCGCCAUUUUGAGUCUGCACCUUGCAUUCUACUCUACUCCUUCAAUUGGCCUCCCCGACACCAGCUCCCAUCGUGCUAAUUGCGACGGCGUUCGGGUGUCAUUGGCGAAAACCAUGUUUGUCAACAUCGUUCAGCAAAGCAAGCCUUCUGUUGUCCUCUGGGCUUCUCCUUCUACUUGUCACGUCCACUGCUCAGAGCGUCUUCUUAAACAGUGGCGCGCUUUUGCUUAUGGCUUGACUAUUCUUUUUAUGCACCCAUUUUCCAUACUCUCUCUUGAUCCCUUCAUCCUCCCCCUUCUUUCUGGCGGGCAGCCAGGCCUGGCCGUCCUUCGUGGUGGUUCUCUUGUGGACUAAACGGUGUUUUGGGUUAAUGCGCUUGGUCUUGCUUUUGCUGCUUUUUGGGGAUUGCUAGACGCCACAGCCGUGGUUCCCGGCCUCGUCUUCGGCCGAGGCCGCGCAGCGUUAAUGAAUGUGUGGGCAAGGGGACGAAGAGGGAAGAGUUGGCGGGAAACACAUGUGACGUCGUCUGGGCAUUUUCGUUAUUGCGUCUGCCCUUGUGGGUUUAUGUUUCUUCUACGCGAGCCCUCGGCUAGGGAAGGAAUCUGUUUGUUUUGCAAAAGAGCUGUACAUACCUUUAUCGUUUGCUCCUGUUUGGUUUACGCACGCAUGGCAAGUCAUUUCUGGGAUUGGGUUUGUUUGUUUGUCAACUUAGUUGUUUUAGUCUGGGAUUGAAAAAGGUUCACGCAUUAUUGUUCUUAUGAACUCGCCAUUGUCGCCUGC
Gaeumannomyces tritici R3-111a-1 is the source of this 3431-nucleotide messenger RNA. RefSeq names its product G2/mitotic-specific cyclin-B. Gene Ontology annotation, molecular function: cyclin-dependent protein serine/threonine kinase regulator activity. Lineage: Eukaryota; Fungi; Ascomycota; Sordariomycetes; Magnaporthales; Magnaporthaceae. The record is from RefSeq and is a predicted model, not a curated record. The transcript is spliced from 4 exons. Gene Ontology annotation, biological process: regulation of cyclin-dependent protein serine/threonine kinase activity; G2/M transition of mitotic cell cycle. Gene Ontology annotation, cellular component: nucleus; centrosome; cyclin-dependent protein kinase holoenzyme complex. Bases 847 to 2310 code for a protein of 487 amino acids.